Messenger RNA from Contarinia nasturtii (swede midge), 2462 nucleotides. RefSeq lists its product as uncharacterized. NCBI's taxonomy places the organism in Eukaryota, Metazoa, Arthropoda, Insecta, Diptera, Cecidomyiidae. The transcript has 10 exons. Bases 247 to 2106 code for a protein of 619 amino acids. The record is from RefSeq and is a predicted model, not a curated record.
AUUUUUGUGUGUUUUUUUGUAUCAGCCGGCUAUUGUGUAUGUAUACGCUCUGUGCAUGUUAUUUUAUGUAUUUUAUUAUCGGAAAAACUACCGGAAUAUCAUUGAUCAAAUCCAAGAGUAUUAAUAACCAACCAUCAUUCAACCCAUUGUAAAUUGUGCAAUCGGAAAGAUAAUAAUUCAAUCAGAAAUCGUUGCGUACAGCCAGAGCGCCAGAGACCUGGACGAACAACCUCACUUUUGGGAAAAAUGAUCGGAAAUUGGCGACAGAUUCUAUCCAACUACUGGACGAAUACUCAAGUUGCUACGGAGAAAACGCUGCAAUUGGUGAAAGAUGAUUUCGAGUGCAGCGGAAUGGUGUUUGACGACAAGUUUAAGGAAUACUUUCUACGCACAACGAAUGCUCAAGUCGUUCAAGUGUAUGAAGGAUUUAUCUUGGAAGUGCAAUUCAAUCCCGAGCCAACCAACAAAAAGACAACAACCGAUGCAAGCGGUGAGACUGAAAUAAAUCAAUCGCAUAAUUGCCAGCAGACUGACCCAAUUGCGCCAACAACAAAUCAAGAAGUAAAUACAGCCCUCAAUUGGCCGUCUUCUAAGCCAUUUUAUGGCGUAUCAAACAAUGAAACCAUAUGUCAACCAUUCGUGUCUCAACUCAACGAGUCUCAAGCGACUAUUAUGAGUGGAAUCGAGCGAAACGAGAAUGGAAUUAGCAUUGACAACCCAAUUGAAACAUCGAAUGAAGAAGAAGAUAUGCUGGUGAUAAACGUCGAUGGACCAAAUAAACUUAUAGAUUACGAUUAUAAUGUGACAAUUGAAAAUGCCAUAGCAUCUCCAAAAACUGUAAGCAAUCAAGCCAAUCGGGAGGAGGUAAAGCGAGUGGAGAUGAACCAACGAAAGAGAAAAAUUGCUGACGCAUCGACAUCGAAUGACAACUCGAAGAAGAAACGGAAGAAUGAACUACGUUCGACAGUGAAAACAGCACCGGAGUCAACUUCUGAAUCGGCGGUAAUUGAUGUGACGUCCAAAGAAACAAAGAGUUCGAAACGAUCAAAUCAACAGAAUGAAAUCAACUCAGCUGACGCUGAACAACAGAAUGGAUCGACAUCAAAUCGAAAUGAACAUCAGUCGACGCCAAAUACAACGCCAUUGCAUGAAUUCCCAGACGAUGAUACGCUUGAAGGAUUCGCAUCGUUUGUGGGCAUCAUAAAUAACAUUGAUCUCAACAAGGUACCAGCAUCACUUGGAGUAACACUCGGAAAUGAAUCACAAGCCACUCUUGCGAAUGGUGUUGGCAUACGAAAUAAUACAGUGAUAAACGGGAUAGCGAAUGGUAUGAUGGAAAGUGUUCAACCUAAUAAUACAACGAUCGUUGAUUUGUCAAUUGAUAAUACCGAAGCAUGUGCAGAAAAAGAGAGCAGUCAAUCUAACUCAUCGUCAUCAACCAUUCGUAGAUGGAACUAUCAUAUUGUCGAAGACUAUUUAUUUAAAAAUGGAAUUACAUCCAGAAGAAACGCAACUUACGAAUUAGUUGCAAACAAGUUUCCAGGCCUACAGAGGGACGAAUUUAAUAAACUUGCAACGCGAGCAAAAAGAAUGAUUGAAAAUGAUAGCGUGAAGCGUCCUGUAAGAAGGCCACGGAAACAUCCCAAAAUCUACACCGACUCCGACACCAAUCGUCAAUUUUUGAAUGUAUCAGGUUCGGAUGAUUCAGACGGUGAAUCAAAUCCUGAUGGCACAUAUGAUCAAUCUUUUGCCAAUAUUGUUGCCAAUGAUCCGUGUCGUGUGCGAAAUUUUAUUGUUCGUAACGGUUUGUAUUAUAGUCAAUCACAGGUCCUAAAUGAUCACAUUCGCAGACAUUAUCGCAUUACGGCCAUGGAUCGCACUUUUGUCGAUUGUGCAAUGCUACAAGCAUCUCGAUAUAUUGACAACCAAAAACGAAAGCUGAUGAACAAUCCGGAAGCGAAUUUAAGACAGAAUUUGUCAAACGCAGCAACGGCAGCAACGGCAGCAACGCCGUCCGGAACUCAAACAGUCACAGCACAAACACCAUCUGGAAGUGAGAUCCCGGUUCGAUCACCGACUGGAAGUCCAAGUACAUCGAAAAAUUGAUUCACAUACAUUAUUCUCUUGAAUAAACCAAAUAAUAAUCGACAAAAAAUGAAAUCACCGUCCUAAAUAACACCAAUUCAGCUGCAUAAUUUAAAGAAUUACUUUGUUCCCAACAUUCUCAUUGUUAAUCUGUUAAUCAGAGUUUUGAGAUUUAAAAGAUCACUGCCACUAGUUUCAACUGAAUCUCAUUAAUGAAAAAUGUAUUAUAAAUAGAUCAAAAUUCACGUUUAUUAUCACUCAAUUUGUGUUUCGAGCCCGUUCAAAAUGGCAGUUGCAAACAAUUGUAAAUAUACUAAUAGCAUUUGAUUAAUCGAUUUAAUUUAAAAAUGAUGAACCCAACAAUACUUAGAUAAUAU